This is a messenger RNA of Elgaria multicarinata webbii, 2884 nucleotides long. It is a transcript of the gene HDAC10, whose product is annotated as histone deacetylase 10. The record is from RefSeq and is a predicted model, not a curated record. NCBI's taxonomy places the organism in Eukaryota, Metazoa, Chordata, Lepidosauria, Squamata, Anguidae. The transcript is spliced from 21 exons. Gene Ontology annotation, biological process: negative regulation of transcription by RNA polymerase II. Gene Ontology annotation, molecular function: deacetylase activity. The coding region runs from base 69 to 2126 and encodes 685 amino acids.
UCCCACCCCGCGCUGCAAGGGGGGAAAGUCUCUUCGAGGGUUAGCAGAGGACCCAUAUUGGAAGAGCCAUGGCUUCUGGAACAGCACUGGUUUAUGAUGAGGAAAUGACAAGUCAUAAGCUACUUUGGGAUGACCCAAUCUGUAAUAUUGAAGUCCCUGAGAGGCUGUCUUCCUGCUUUGAGCAACUUCUACACUAUAAUCUGGUUGAAAGAUGCAUAACUCUGCCUGUCAGAGAAGGAACUGAGGAUGAGAUCAUGCUGGUUCACAGUUUGGAUUACUUGGAAGUUGUAAAGAGGACUCAGGUAAUGAUGGAAGAAGAACUCAAAAAAACCUCCGCUGAUUAUGAUUCUGUUUACUUUCAUCCGACCACAUAUCGUUGUGCCAAACUGGCUGUUGGAGCAGCAUUGGAACUGGUGGAUGCUGUGAUGUCAGGGAAAACACGCAAUGGGAUGGCUCUUGUAAGGCCUCCAGGACAUCACAGCCAGAGGAAUGCAGCCAAUGGUUUUUGCAUAUUCAACAAUGUUGCCAUUGCAGCAAAAUAUGCCCAAAGAAAAUAUGGCCUGCAAAGAGUUCUCAUUGUUGACUGGGAUGUGCACCAUGGACAAGGAAUUCAGUAUCAAUUCGACGAAGAUCCAAGUGUUCUCUAUUUUUCCUGGCAUCGGUUUGAACACCAGCAAUUCUGGCCGUCCCUCAGUGAGUCUAAUUACGAUGCCGUUGGUCAAGGGAAAGGGAGAGGAUUCAACAUAAAUGUACCUUGGAACAAGGUUGGAAUGGGAAAUUCAGAUUAUAUAGCCGUAUUUCUUCAUGUGUUGCUUCCAUUGGCUUUUGAGUUUGAUCCAGAACUUGUUUUGGUUUCUGCUGGUUAUGACUCUGGCAUUGGUGACCCAGAGGGUCAUAUGAGUGCUACACCGGAGUGUUUUUCCCAUCUUACUAAUUUUCUAAUGCGUUUAGCUAAAGGAAAGUUAUGCCUGGUUCUAGAGGGUGGAUAUCAUUUGAGGUCACUGUCUGAAUCAGUGUGCAUGACUAUAAAAACUUUGCUUGGAGAUCCUUUACCCUGUUUGUCUGGAGCAAUGGCACCAUGCUUAAGUGCGGUAGAAUCAAUCCACAAUGUGAGAGCUGCACACAAACCAUACUGGAAGUGUUUAAAGUAUGAAGACUCAUCUCCAUUGCAAGACCUCAGUACCAGAUCCAACCAGAUGGGAGACACCGAGACUACAUCAACUGGUACACAGCUCCUAUCUCCACAGGUUGCUGGAAAAGCGAAUAGUGAGGAAGUCGUCAGAACAGACAGGUUUUUGGAGCUGCAUAUGAAAAACAUUAUGCUUCCGAGGCCUCCUGUUAAAACGGUAGUAGCUGUUGAUGAAAAUGAUUCACACAUGCUACCAGCAUCCGUUCAGACUGAGAAAGGAAUGGAUACGAAAGAGCUCAAAAGCACAAUCAGUGGAUUUGAUGCUGAGCUUGUGAAAGAAGAAAAGAUUUUUAAAUCGCUUAUGAACAUGUUGGCUGUUCUUGACAAAAUAAUUAAAAAGGAGGUGACCAAUGGUCUUGCAGUAUCGUCUAUAGCUUCACUUUCGUGUGCCAUUGCUUUAAAACACUGUAAUAACCUGAAGGUACCAAAAGUCCUGUGUGUAUUUGCUGGUGACAGGGAUAUGAAAAUUGACUUGGAUGAUGGCAAAGUCCUCUUGAUCAAUAUCUCUACUAAACAACCUGAAGAAACUAACACCAAAUACAAUAUAUCUCUAAACUGGAAAGAGGAUGUUGAAACAAACAACUUCUUCUCCGCUGUCCUUGGAUUCAUCCUUCCAGUAGCAUACAGCUAUCAGCCUGACCUAACCGUUGUAGUAGCUGGACCAAAUCAGAGCCUUGGCAAAAACGGGAUUUCCUUGCUUGUCAGUUUACUACAAGGGCUGGCACAGUCUCAAAUUCUUGUUCUGAUUCAGGAAACAGAGGUAACACUAUUGCAAGAUAUAGCCAAAACCCUGGUAGGUGACUUUACACCUUACUUUGGAACUCACGCACCAGUUUUAAGACAGAACAUACAAAUGCUAAAAGAAUUAAGACAGCAACUUCAGCAGGAAUGGAAAAUGCUCCAGUGUUCAGCAAAGGUCUCCAUUGCUGAAAGAUGAAAUUCAUUUGGCUGCCAUUUUGGUGCUCUCCUUUGACCUACACGCAUAGAACAAAAAGGUGAAGGAAAUUAAACUGUCUGGAAAAUCAACAAAUAGAAUAACGUGUGAAGCUACACAUCAGGAAUGGCACUACAAGAUUCAUUUAGAACUAUAUUAUUUUUAGAUAUGAAUAUGUUGUUAAACUGUGCGUGUAUAUAUAUACUUAGUAUUUUGGUAUAUAUAGCUGAUUACAUCGAGUUUGUAGAAAUGGUGCUGUCUUGCCUCAAAUGUGCAGCUUUGUCUUUGAAUUGGAAAUUGUAGAGAGACCCACCCACCCCCAUCCCAGCCAGAUAACUUCAUGAAAUCCCUUAACAGAGCAAUGCUGAUGGUUGGGGCCAAUUUACAUGUUAUACUUGCAGUGAAGAUGCUGCCAAAACAGGUUCAUUCAUCCCUGUUGUUGCUGCCUGGCACAGUUUUCAGCCAUUUAAUUAUUCUCAGAGUAGCCAAAUGUAAUUUUGAUUGUGGUUAAAAAAGAAAGUGGAGGUUGGAAAUAUGAAAAUGUUCAAGUCACCUAUUUUUAUUAGACAGCCUCUCAAAAAGAAAUGUGAUGUUACACCAUCAUAUUUACAUAUUGUUUUGACAGCACCUAAGAAAACAGUGGUUGCAAGUAAUAGGGGGAGGAAGCAGCAGCCAGGCACCUCUCCAUCGUGCCUGGGUCCAGCUCCAGCUGAGAGCCCCCUCCCUCCUGCUACCAACUGUCUCUGCGGAGGCCACCAAUG